Messenger RNA from Aspergillus aculeatinus CBS 121060, 1380 nucleotides. Its product is annotated as MFS general substrate transporter. The record is from RefSeq and is a predicted model, not a curated record. The transcript has 6 exons. Gene Ontology annotation, molecular function: transmembrane transporter activity. Gene Ontology annotation, cellular component: fungal-type vacuole membrane. Lineage: Eukaryota; Fungi; Ascomycota; Eurotiomycetes; Eurotiales; Aspergillaceae. Bases 1 to 1380 code for a protein of 459 amino acids. Gene Ontology annotation, biological process: transmembrane transport.
AUGAGCUUUUUCAAAUCGACUCACGAGCCAGCUGAACCGAGAAGCGUUGACGAGCAGGCCGAUACGAUCAGCAAUGGUUACGAGUCGCCCAGCGAGAAACCAGUCAACGAUGCCUCCAACUUCCCGGACGGGGGUACCAAGGCGUGGCUGAAUGUUGUCGGGGGGUGGUGUGUCUUUUUCUCCAUGUUUGGAUGGGCGAAUGCUUUCGGUGUGUUUCAGGCCUACUAUCAAGAAAACCAACUCAAGGAUUACUCGGCGUUUCAGAUUUCUUGGAUCUCCUCUAUCCAGACGUUCAUUCUGUUUGGAGGAGGCAUUGUGGCCGGCAAACUGUACGAUAACUAUGGACCCAAGCUGCUUGUCUACUCGGGGGUCUUCCUCCAUUUAUUUGGAAUGAUGAUGUGCAGCAUCUCGUCCCAGUAUUACCAGUUCAUUCUGUCCCAAGGCGUGUGUACCUCAAUCGGCGACGCAGCUCUGUUCACCGCAUCGCUCAGCACGGCCAGCACCUGGUUCCACAAGAAGCGCGCCUUCGCAUUCGGACUGCUGCUCACCGGCACCAGUAUCGGCGGUGUCGUGAUGCCCAUCUGCCUCGAGCAUCUGCUGUCGUCGUCGCUAGGAUUCGGCUGGGCGAUUCGCAUCUGCACCUUCAUCAACCUCGCGCUGCUGCUCGUCGCGCUCUCCACCGUGACCUCGCGGCUCCCCCCGACCCCGAAGCCCGUCUCGGUCAUGGACCACCUCCGGCCCCUGAAGGAACCGCCGUUCCUCAUGCUCAGCGCCGGCUGCGCCUUGUUCUACCUGGGCAUGUACCUCCCCUUCAACUACAUCAUCGUGCAGGCGGAAUACGAAGGCAUGUCCGCCGGGCUGGCCGGGUAUCUCAUCCCGAUCCUCAACGGCGCCAGCCUCUUCGGCCGCCUCCUCCCCGGCAAAGCGGCCGACCGGCUCGGCCGGCUGAACACCAUGAUCGCCAUGUGCGCCUUUGCCGGGGUGAUCGUGUUGGCGCUGUGGCUCCCGGGGACCGGGACUGCGCCCCUCGUGGUGUUCUCGGCCCUGUACGGGUUCGCCUCGGGGGCCUUUAUCUCCCUGAUCCCGCCGCUGACGGCGCAGAUCAGUGACAUUCGCGAGAUCGGGGUGCGGUCCGGCACCCUCUGGCUGAUGGUGGCGGUUGCGGCGCUGGUGGCCAGUCCGAUCGGUGGCGCGCUGGAGGCGCGGGAUGGAGGCGCGUUUGUCGGAUUACAGGUCUUUGUUGGUGUGGCUAUGCUGAUUGGGACGGGCCUUUUUGUUGUGGGGAGGUGGGCCCUUGCUGGAUGGGAUCUGUUUGCGAAGCUUAGACGGGUCAACCUGGGUAGUGAUCGAUCGGGUGACCUUUGCGCAGUGGCAGAAUGA